AUGGAGGAUUCAAUCGGAGAUAUACCUCAGUUGUCUCAGCUGCGAAUACGUGCCACGUCAUACAGUGAGGAUGAUUCUAGGUUAUGUUAUCAAAUUUUUUUUCAGGCUGUGACAGCAGGUACACGGGAGCUGUUUCAACGCACUUCACAUCUGACGACACUGUCUGCGUACUCAACGACCGUACAGGGCAGUCAGUUUUGGUGGCGAGCAGCCAGUCAACCAGAGACGCUCUCGCGAGCCUUGUCCAGAGGGAAACGGAAGUUGAGCGAAUGGAGUUGGCUGCGAAACAAGCCUGGCAGCAGGCGCAAGGAAGAGGAGAGAAGGCGAGCAGCAAUGAGAGCCGCCCACGCAGUUUCAGUGCGAUGCGAUCUCGACCACAGCAAGUUGCGCAACCCAAAAAGUACAGAGCUCGACAUCAUCGGUCUCUAGCUCAUCUGGACCCAAUGACGUUAACCGCAGAAGAGGCGCAGACAAUGCUAUUCACCUAUUUCAGUUUCACGCAACAGGAAAUCACUGGAUUCGGGGACGUUCUCGAGAUUGAUGAGCAGUACAUCGCGCCCUUUCUGGACAAGGCGCAAUCAGUCAUGUCACCGUCUGGACGCAGCAGCACAUCGUCAGCUCCCCGACCAACCAGUGCCAUGGCAACAGCUAUCGUCACCGAGACCGAUCAGCCAGUGGUUCCAUUAGAAUCGGAAAUGGCGAAUGAUGGAUUGCUGGCCCCGAAGAAUGAGGAACUAGACCCAGAAGCCGUUCCUCGCAGGAGUCGUUCGCACUUUGGAAUGUCUCGGUUCCUUGAUCGGCAAUCGAGUGAACCUCCGCCCAGACCUGCAGGGAGAUCGUCUUCGUCUGGGACUAGCAGAAAUGCGCGAAAAUCAGUCUGCGAAGCCGCAGGAGGAUCUCCUCUCAGUAGUGAAUUGUGUACGUCAAACACCACAAAUGGUCCAGAAAGCUAUCCAUUAGUCGAGUCAAAACGUGGGGGUAAUGUGUCGGAAGGUGUGAAUGGUUCUCCUGCAGAUGUCGUUGCACCUGUCCCUAAUAAGAUAAUCCCUUCUGUCGCUCAAGAUCCUUUAUGUCACGCAAAUGUCAUUGAUGCUCCGGCGCAAAACGAGAUUAGGGAAGCAGUGAAAGCGCGGCAGAUUGAUGAGCGGAACGAGACGUCUUUUUUGGUCGACAUGAACCGGAGACAAAUUGGCGAGGGUAUUCAUCAGAGCGACGAGGACCUUAUUGCGUUUCUAAAGGAGCCCUUGGCUUUGCUCAAAGCGAAAGAGCAAGAAGAAUCGCAGCGGAAAAUGACGGAGCCGGCCCCAAAGAGAAAAACCCGUGCCAGGUCGUCAGCGACAGCUGCGAAUGCCGCGCAAUCUGUUCCAUCCGACGCGGACAGUGUGCGACGGAGAACAGCUGUCCCUCGCGGUACCGGGCAGACGAACGACUCGCGCUCCAAGUCGAUGCCUAGCUGUUCGCACGCUCCUCAUUUUUGCAAUUACUCGCCUCCGGAUACCAAAUGUUAGUUUGAGACGGUAGCUUUAGGCGUUAGGGUGUUUCUCAUCAUGUGACGUGUUACUGGGUUUUAACCUCUCACUCCCUUUUUUCAGAAUUGAAAACCAUUUACUUAAUGACUUCACAAUAGUCAUAUUAUGUUUAAUAAUUCAAAUAUAUCAACUCGUCUGUGUUUUAAUUGGUAACAUUUGAUUAACUCAGUCCGUGUCAGAAACACGUCAACUUGUUUCUAAUCUUAUAUGUUUUAUCUUGAUUCCUGUCAUCCGCGCAAUCUGUUCAAACGCACAUUAUUGCUCUGUAGGCGUGUGCCGGCCAUAUUGAUUUUCAGUGCGUCGUGGGCCGCGCGCAAGAUUUGGAGGGUCCAUUCGGGCGGUAGCCGAGGCCGCACCGCAUCAUAGUGGUGCGUCGCGUGUCGCGGGCGCGUUUCUUCGAUUGCUCGUAGUCCCACUUCCCUAUUUGCUCCCACUCUCAAUCAUUUUUUGGGAUCUUUUUGUUUUGUCUAUCACCGCGUGCAUUUGUCGUGUGUUGUAAGCGCAGCGCUGACUUUUAACGAAAGAGAUUGAAAUGAAAACCUUUGAAAUAUCUCGGACUCGUGAAAUUGAUAAUUUUUUCUAUUGUUUUGUAAUCUGCGAUGGGAGGAUAGUCUUAUCUUGUGAUUACAUCAUUCAAAAACCUAGUUUUACCGGAGAAAAUAGAAGUAAACGCUGUUUUAUCGAUUUUCCCUCCGAUUAAAUCGCCCGCGAACAUUUGAAUUUAGGCCCUCCUAAAACCGUUGCGUGCCCAACCGAAGAACAGACUCUUCUGGGUAUGUAUACAUCGACGUCGUCACUGUUGUUUGCAUGUGUUGCGCUUUAUCAUAUCAUAUCAAUCUAUCACUUUUUGUGCCGCUUUCUCUCGUUCCUUUAGGUUGUAACUCUGUGCAUGUGUCAUUGUUUUCUCUCGCUUUUCGCACGCUUUCUUUCGAUUUCUUCUCAAUUUCCUGCCACUUCAUCGGAAAUGUUUUCUUUUCAGUUAAGCACACUACUGUCAAACUGGCGGGUAACGGCCAGCCUUAUCGGAAUUUUGUCCGGCUGGAUAUGCCGCUCGGACAGGCACUGGCAGAUCUACCCAUUGGAGCAGUCGCUGGACAGCUUCGUGCUCAGAAAGGUAUCCAGCCACUUGUAGAGUUGAUUUUUACCAGGAUAUUAUAGCGCUAACCGGGAAACCGGAUCGUGGCAAGAAUAAUGAGGCGACUUCAUCAGAGCUGGCACGCAUUGCUGAUCUGUUCGACUCAUCUGCGCAGCCACAAGCGCAGCAGAUCCUGAUCCAAGCACCGGUGCAAAUGUCGUUUAUGCUUCCACCAUCAGCACCACCACCGGCAAAGAAGAGAGCUCCAUCGCGUCGGAAGCCAGCAAAGGAAGCAGCAACUGCGGAUGGCGUCCCUCAAGACGAACAACGUAAGUGGGAGAAUGACUUGCCGAGAACCGAGUCGAUUUAUGGGUAGUAUAAAUCAGCCGCAGAAAAGCUUUUUAUUUUACGACUCGCCUCGGUUGCUCGUUGCUCGCUGCCCGCUGCGCGCAAUUUUCCCAUAAUCCGACGUCGACGAGGCGGUGACGUUUCGGUCAGUCAACUUUUCAGCGGCGAGCAUUCAGUGCGCAUUGAUGGGAAAAAGGAAGAGGGAGGGGUUAGUAUGAGGCAUAGCAAUCUUUUUUUGCAGCAAAGAGAAAGCGGGCGCCGCCAAAGAAGGCACAGGCAACGGAGAACUGGAAUACGGGACAGAUGGUACAGUAUCAGCAGAAUCCAGUGAAUGGGAACCAGCCAGUUGUGCAGCAGUCAGAUGGAACAGCCUUCCAUCAGCAGGCUUAUUCGAACUACAACAACACAAUGAAUCAGAUGGUCGGAUACCCACAGCACGCUGCGACAUCUACGGAUGGUAGUCUUGGAUACGGGUUCGGAGAAGGUUAGUUUGUCAACUCAAGUUAUCAGACCAGAAGGUCGCCAGAUGCUCAGCGUUUAUAUACACUUUCGCGCAUAAUCAUCACCAGAUGCACUUUCUGUAGGCAACAGUGAGCGUUUGACGUCUUCCCUUUAAUAUUUCACCGAGAUCAACAUUUUGACGCCUUCCUUUGGGAAAUAUCUAGUUCAAGGACAUGCGCGCGAACGUUUGAAUCCAGAACGCCCAAUUGACCACGCCACGAUGUUUUCUUGCAAUCGCGCUAUGUGGCUGUAAUUGCGACAAUCAUUCUCUCAACUCAAAUUUACAGGUGGGAACGGAGAGUCGUCUUCGCAGAGCUCUUCGCAGUACUCUUCUCAGAGUGCUUCGCAGGACGCUUCCUAUUACUCGUCGUUCAACCACUCGAUGAAGCCAAAUGGACAACCACCUAAAAAAGUGGUAACGCCGAAGAAAAGCCGUAAGUGAAGCAAAUCCAAACUAUCAAAACAAGUCUUUCUUUUUCAGUUGCCUCCAUGCUUCCGCCACUUUCUGGUGCCACAGGCAAAGCAGCACAGCAGACGAUUGACAUUGAGCCAACUCUUUUCAUUCAGCCAAUGCCUGUCGUUCAGCCAAGUACUGGCAUGCAGCCAACAAAUGUCAUUCAGUCCACAAGUGAUAUCCAGCCAACAAGUACAAUUCCAAAGAAAAAAGUAGUAGCUAUCACAGACCUUAAUCAUGUUCCGGAUCACAUCUUGAUAAAAGAUGAUGAACCAACACAGAGUGCUAAUACUGAAAAUCCAGUGCCUACACAAAAUAACGACGGAUAUACAGGUAAAACAAAAAAAGGGAAAGAUUCAGAUGCACCAUGAACAUGAUUACAGGUGGUCAAGUCGAAGGCCUCAACCAUGACCCCACUCAAUACGCGGAAAACACUGCGAACUCUGCCAAUUCAGUUGCCAGCAUUGACGGGUCAAUGCAAUACGCUCCGUUAUCAAUCGAAAGUCAUAUCUCUAAAAACUCCCUAGAAUCUUAUGCUCCCAGUUCUCAUCAUUCUAGUAUGCCUCAAACCCCGAUCUGUAAGUUCAUAAGCGUCGUGGAAAACGUCUAAUUUGCUUAUUUUCAGCGAAUCCAAAUGAUGGGUCAUUUUACAAGACACAGCCGGUUGCCAACAAUAGCCAAAUGAGCUUUUCAAUGAAUCAUGGUCAUACUCAUUCCGAGCAAGCUAAUCAGCAAUACCCAGUUGAAGCCUAUUCGCAGCAGUACCAUUUCCCUUUGGAAUACUCCCAGUACAAUAUGGAUCUCCAAGUUGAUCAGCAAAGUGUCAUGCCAACUUCACAAACCACGAGUUACGUCCCGGAGGCCAAUGGUAAGAACACUUUAGGAACUGUGAGCAGCAAUGCAACUGACUAAUUUUCAGCGCCAUCGAAUAAGGACAACACGCAGCCAAUGCCCGAAUCUGCGCCACUGCAAGUGCAAUCUGACAGCGCCACCUUUGCCAAUGGCGCUGUUCCGUCUACCGGUCAAACCGCAGUCCCCAGUAACAACGGGAACAGUAUGCCGAUCAACGGCCAGCCGACGGACCCAGCUUCGACCAAUCCUGCUCUGAGCUGGUCGAACAACUCUCCGGCACCGGCUAGCCAGCAAAUGGUUGCUCCGCAGACAAAACCUUCGAAGAAGACUCAGAGACGCACGGCUUCAACUUCUAAUUCCCGUAGAGGAUCAGUUGUAUUGAGCCAAUAUCUGCCGCCUCCCGAGGAGGACCAGCAAAUGAGCAUAUCCACGUGCCCGGAGGAUUGUACCAAAUGCACCAUGGACAAAACGGCCAAUAGCGGACAGACAUUCGUGCAACCCCAACAACAGUUUCUGGCUCCACAAGUCAAUGGAAGCAACUCCUUGCAAGUUUCAAGAGACCAGUCGACGAGUAACCAGCAGGAAAAUGUGCAGACGGUGCAGAAGAUUCAAAACAUUGGAAGUAACCUACUCCCGCCGGAUGCUGAGCAGAUCUCCUUUGUGCAAUAUCUGCCAAAUCAAAUUUCUACGAUGAACCAGAUCUCGACAAUCACGCAAGUGCACAACGGACAGUCAAGUAGCAGUCAGAUGAACAUGCAAUCUGGAAUCGGGCCUGGAAGCGCUUCUCAGAAUGUUAUGCUGAAGCCGGCUUCUAGGAAGAGAGCGAGACCAUCGAAGAAAAAGCCGGCGGAAGCUCCGAUGGUGAUCAGUCAAGAAGUAAUCCUGCAACAAGGAAUCGCGCAGAACAAUGGUAAUAAAAUCUGAAAAAGUGACAACAGCUCAUUCCCAUUUUUUUCAGACGCACCGGGAAGCGGAAAUCCGACGUCUCCAGAUAUUGUCGAAAUGCCGCAGCGCGACGAGCCUUUGAAACCGGAAGGUGAUGAUCCUUCGAGCAGAGAGAACCAUGUCAUCGAAAUCAUCAACACUGUUGUUGACCACGUGAUGGAACUUCCUAUCAAGAUUGUUCGGGAAAAAGUGACGCUGCCGCCGAGAGAAGCGUCGCAACAAGCAGUUGAGCAACCGUCUCAAAUGGAUCCUCAGCUUCACCAUCAACAGGACCCGCAUCAACAGUCUCAGCAGCAUUCGCAAUCGCAACCUCACCCACUGAUCCAACAGCAUCAACAACAGCUUCAAGGGCAACAGUCCCACCAAAAUCAGCAGGAGUUUCGUUCUUUGCAAAAACUGCAAUCCGCACAACAGUUUCUGUCACCACCAGCUAAGCGAAGGAAAACGGAGAAACGGAGUCAAAAGCAAGAGAAAGGAUCGUGUCAGCAGGAAGCGCCUGUACCUCAAGCGGACCAGUUAGCUCAAAUGCAGAGAGUGCAGGAGAUUCUGAACCAACACCAUCAGGCGCUGAAUUCAUUGGACGCGCGAAAACAGACGGGUACGAGCACCUAUGUUGUGGUGCAACAGGGUUUGCCCAAGCCGAGAUCACCAAGGAAAGCUUCACGUCCACAAGCUCUUCAACCGAUGCAGGCGCUUGUGCAGACUCAACCGCUCCCGAGCCACCAACAACGUCUUCAGUCAGAUGCCACAACGCAGUCGCCUUCGUCGCAAAGACCCGACUACAUUCGUAUUGUGAACAAUGUUCCAACUCAUUCGAACGAGCCCAACCGUCAGUUUGAGCAGAUGCAGCAGACUUGGCAUGGAGGACAGCCAUUCCAUCUGGGACAACCGCAAAUUGCUCAAAUGCAGCUCCAACAGCAGUUUGCAGUGCCGAGCAAACCUGCGAAGCAAUCACGACCACGCAAUCGAAAACGACCUGGACCGAUUGAUCAGAGACAGCUAUCGUCUUCUCAGCAUGCGCCGAUGGACCUUCAACAACAUGCUGUUGUGCAAGUACACUCACCGAACAUGCAGCAGAAUGGAUCUGUUCAAAUGGAUCAGGAGACGAUGAUAAUGCAAGGACAGACUGCUGUGAUUCAACAUCACAUGAUUCAGCAGCAACCUCACGCCGGAAACCAGCAGCAGCAGCAGCCGCAGAUGCAGUUUCAACCGUCGCUGGGGAGUACGUUGCAGCACCCGCGAGUUGCUUCAUUGAAUCCAACGGUAACAUCUCAUCAGCAACUGCGGAUUGAGUCACCGAUCAACCAGCAGUCGCCAAUCGACGCUCAAAAUCAACAGCAGCAACAAGGACUGGCUCAGCAUCAGAUGCAGUCAUCCAUGGCCCAUCAGCAGCAGCAACAAGGAGUGGUUCAGCACCAAACGCAGUCGUCCAUGGUCCAACAGCAGCAGAAUCAGCAGCAACAAGGAAUGGCUCAGCAACAGAUGCAGUCGUCCAUGGUCCAACAGCAGCAGCAACCGGCGACGUAUAUGCAGCAGCAGCAGUCUCAGCCAACUUUCGUCGCGCCCCAAGAUCCAAAACUGGCGAGACUUCAACAGAAUAUGGAAAUCCGCCGUCAUCUGCAGAUGAAAGUGCAACGACAGGCGGAGUUGGGAGGGCAACACACUCCUCUGCACGAUGUCAUCAAACGGACGUCAUCGAAGCCACGACGCCACAGAUCUAAAACCCAGCAACAACAGGCUGCCGAUUUGGAACUAUUGAAGUUCCAGCAACAGCUGGCAGCGGGACAACCAGGAGUGGCGAUUGAAGUUCAUGAGAAGUCUCCGAUUGAACUGAUGCAGGAACAGCGGGAUCUGGAGGAACUGCAGCAACAGCAGCAACUCGUGCAGCAGCAACAUCAGGAGCAGCAACUGCAGCAACAACAAUUGCAAACCAAUGACCAACCGCAAAGAUUAAUGGUAGAAGAAAAUGAUCAGGACAAUUUGGUAGCGAUGAAGAAUCAGCAACAGAACCCGGCUCUCUCCUCUCAACAGACGCCGUAUCCAGUUCAUCAGCAGCAGCAGCAACUCCAACAACAGCAAGCUCAGCAUCAAAUGCAAGGCCAAAAUCAACCAAUGGAAGGACAGCAAUACGUGAUGGUAGAUGGUCAGAUGCUAUUGCCCAAUGGACACAUGCCAGCGGCUAUCAUUCGAUAUCAAGAACUCAAAGAGAGACCAAUGUCAGAGAUUCAGCGCCAGCUCGAAAUGCCCCUGCAACAGUCGCUUUCUCAGAAAUCUCAAGCUCCGGAGCAGAGAGCCCAUGGUUACCAGCAGCGCAGAACAUUUGCUCAGAGAGUGAAGUUAAGCUUGCCUCCUCCAAACUCGCAAGCGCAACCGCAUGCCGAAGUAAUGAACGAGCCGACUGUUGGACAACAUCUGAAGAAACAACAACAAACUGCCGCGGAAGCACAACGAGCCGCAAUUCUAGCUGAGAAGCAAUUGGAGAAACAACUCGCAAUGCAAGGGACUGCGAUAAAAGCGGCUGAGAUGCGACAAGAAGCAGCGGGAGUCCCAGAAGCGGGUCAAAUCAAGGAGACGGUUCGAGUUAAAGGAACGGGUAACAACAAGAAAGCGAAGGCUGUAUCAACCGCUCAAGUGGCUCCACAGGAACUCGAGAAUACGGCUCUAACUACCCAAGCCGAAGAAGCUAGAAUAUUACGCAUCGUCAAGGAGAAGUUGGCCAGUGAAGAAGCCGAGCGACUUGCCCAACUGACGUCCGAAACUGAAGCUGAAAAUGAAGCAAAUGUCGCUGCAGAAUCUGUCCCGGAGGGUGAUUCGGAUCCAUCUGCUGAACAAGUUGCAGAGGACCUGCCUCUGAAAAUCAGUGCUGUUGCAAGAGCGAAACGGAUUCGAGAAACAAUUGCUGAAAUCGCCAGUCUCGGACCACUUUCGAUGCGCGAGGCUUUUCCCAGCGGAGAAAAUACUCCCAAUGAGGAGGAACGUUUUCACGAAUAUUUGGAAUUCGUCGAGGCGAUCACUAAAGAAAUGAAAGAACAUCCAUGCGUUGUUGAAAUCGGAGUCGAGGACGUUCUUGCCAACGAAGAGUGUAAGUUAAAGCUUGUCCCAUCAAAAGAUCUUUUUUUUUCAUUUCAUAAGUUCAUUUUUUCAGUGGAACCAGCACUGCACGGACGAUUUCGUAAGAGGCUGGCUGCGAUUCGUGAGGGCAGGGUCACUUAUACAGAAGGAAAAAAGAUUAAGAUCAUUCCUGCUGCGCUUUUCGCAAAGAAACAGGCAAAGAAAGCUCUGGAAUCGAAAACUAUGCAGGCAGUCGUUGUUUCAUCGGACUCGUUGUCCCCACCGGACAGUCUGCAAGCGACUCAACCUUCUUCGGAAUCUCUGUCCGUGAUCACUGGAUCAAGUACUGCCGACACGUCUCCAAUGACAUCGGCACUCCAGACGCCAGCUCAACAGGAUGUUUCGACGCAGCAAUCGACUACCGCGACGCCAGCGAUGACGCCGAUUUCCGACCUAUGCUUUGAAAUGUAUCAGAAAGAGCCGAUUCUCGAUGAGCGUACCCUUCUUGACGCUGCGAUGCCACUUAGUAUCGAUGACUCGAUGGACUUUGACCAAUCGACACUUGCUUUGGCUCCAGUGUCUCGUAAGACGUCAGUGACCGGAGCGACCAUGGGCUGGGAUUCUCCGUUGACCGAGCAAUUCGGUUUGACCGGAAAAUCGAACGACUGGGUUGGCGCAUCGGAUCCCACUAGUCCAACGGGACCUUCUUCGUCAUCAAACUACACGUCUGCUAGAAACAACCGCCAAAUUUCGUACAGUAAGUUCAAGAAAAACCAGCAAGUACAUAGAAAGAUCAUCUAUAACAUUGCAUAUUUUCCAGACAGCGUCUUGGAUGAGUUUGAAAAGUUCACCCACAACAAGUCGCCACCUGCUGACAAUGAUCCGAUGAUGCCGGUUGUGAGUCGCGACGAUGAUGACUUCAGUCUCUUGAAUCUGAAUCCUUUGAGAUCAGACUUCGACUUUGGUAAAAAACAAUAAUUAUAAUUCUUUCAUUAAGUUGGUUUUUCUUCCAGACAAGGAGAUGAACGCUUUCUCUGGACUGAACGAUCCGUUCAUGGGAAUCACCGACGACUCGCACCGCCACAGUGUAUUUGACGCACCCGAAUCUUUCUGCAACAACUUCAUCGACCUUGAUGCCAGAAACAAUGAGAGACCGUCGACCCCAAGCGUCGGCAUUCUCGACGAUAGUUCGUACCCAUGUACGUCCAUGUCCUUUUUUUAAAUUGCUGUGUGUUGUCACGUUCUUAUAAUUAUAAUAUAACCAAACAUGAUUGAAUUGAAUGCAUAAAGUAUGUUUUACAGCAAUUGAUCCGUCGUUUUUCGGGUUCGGUUCGCCACCAAAUUCUCCAAUGGUUCACCAUCUGGAUUAUCCAGUGCAGAAUGACACGGGUAACCGUAGCUAGACUGUUUCUUUCUGUUUGUGAACUUCUGGUUUACAGUAACUUCAUCCUCUGACGUGGAGAGUGAUGGGCACAAUAUCACGUUGAAUGUCAUUGCGGCCGAAUCAGAGCCUAUUCAUCUUGAGUUGCAACAAGCUUCGGCUGACCUGUUUGCUACCAACAACACAGAUUGGACCAUGAUUGACCUAUUGCAUCACGUGGCUGAAAAGAAAACUCCAGAGUCCUCGAAAAAAUCGGAAAAAGCGCCAAAACUGACUAGAACAAACUAUAAGAGCAUUGUUAAAGAGCACGGGGUGGAGAUGCGCGCUACAGAUCAGCUUCAAUAUAAAACAACAAGAAAGCGGGGAAAUGAUUUCCUGUAAGCGUAGAAUCUAGUUGCGACCCGAUAAACUCUGACCUUUUCAGCAGUCCAAAAGAGGGUAGCAUCAGUGGGUUCCAUUUGAUGGAUCAGCUCCACGAGAACGGGCAGUCAUCCUCGUCAGCUCAGCAUCUGACUGUUCGCGACAUCGUCACCCAACACGUCACCGCGGAGCACUUGGCUUCGAGUGAUGAGCCGGCAGCGAUGGCUGAAGUGCUCGAGAAACUGGAGGAAGAGCGCAGCUACCUGAUGACAAAGGGAGAGCACGAAAGACAACUGCUCCCGUCGGCGCAGAAAGUGGAACACGAGCAGCUGGAGCCUCUCCCGAGACGUGGUUACAUUCAAUGGAAAUCUAGUGCAGGGUAUGGUGAACUAAUAACGUCCGAAAAGAAGUCUAACCGGAGCAAUUCGCUGUAAGGGAGUUUACGAAAUCUCAUUGACGCUUCCCGUUUUCAGUAGCAUCUCGUCCGAAGGGUCUUCUUCGUUGUCAAACCCAACCGAGUCCGACUUGCUGGAAGUGUUUGAUAAACUAUAA
Messenger RNA from Caenorhabditis sp. 36 PRJEB53466, 11048 nucleotides. The record is from the annotation of a GenBank genome assembly. Lineage: Eukaryota; Metazoa; Nematoda; Chromadorea; Rhabditida; Rhabditidae.